AAACAUAUAGUGGAUGGAAUAAAUGAGAAAAAUAAAAAUGAACAUCUGCUGUUGAUUAACAAUAAUACUAAUAGUGAUAUUGGAACAAUUUCCGUGAAUUAUGAUAAUAAUAAGAUGAACAAAAAUACUGAAUUUCAACAGGAAUCAAACAUUUCUGAUCCGAUUAUUAUUAUUAAUAAUAAUAUCAAAAAAAGAAUUGUACAUGGAAAUGGAAAAAUGAUUAAAACGAAAAAUGAAAAAGAAUCCAUCGUAGAUGCUGUGAUGUCCAAUGAUGACAAUAUUCUUGUCAAACAUAAACAUGUUUCAACUAAUUACAAUCACCAAAUUUUCAUCAAUGACAAAAAGGAUGAUGAAUGGAAAAAAUUGUCGUCGUCAGCAUCAUUACAUCAAAAGCAGCAACUACAACAACAACAUGAUAUGUAUGUGCAUCCAGAUCAUUAUCAUGACGACCACGAACAACAAUGGCUGGAUAAAAAUUCAAAAUCAACGUUAUUUGAAACGACAACCAUGGUCAUCUCCGACGACAGCAACAACAAUAACAAUGAUGAUGAUGACAAGGAUUCUAAUUCUGAAUUGAAUGGCAAGAAUUCUUCGAAUUAUCAAACUAUUAUGCGAAAAAUUUUGAACACUUCGACAACAAUGAAUGUAUUGAAUAUUUCAACAACAACAACUACAGCAAAGACCAACAACGAUUUGAUCGAUUCCAAUUCAACGUUUGUCAAUAAUGGUAUUAUUAAUAAACUCAAAUCGUCUUCGUUGUACGUCAUGGUUGAAUCUUCUACAUCAUUAUCAAAAAAAUCAUUGCCCAAAGCUAUUCAUAACACAAUCUCAACUUUUACAACUCCAUCUCCAUAUUUGAUUUCGACUAUAGAUUCUACUAUCAAUCUUGAAAAUGGUGACAAAAAAUUUUCCGCUGUUAACAGGAGUCAAAUUUUUAGUCAUAAAAUGGAAACAUUAUCACCUAAAUAUGUUGAUGAUGAUAAUGGCAACAAACAAAACGAACAUCAACAACAACAACAACAAAAAUCAUCUGAUCAAAUGAAAAUUUAUUCCAUUCAUCCAAACGGAAGCCAUCAAAAUCAUCAACUAAAAUCAGUUGACAAUACGAAUAUUGCCGUUUUGCCUGUCAAUGACAUUCAUUCAGAUGGAAUCAACCAUGACAACAAAAAUGAUGAUGAUGAUGAUGAUGAUGAAAAAAAGAAAUCGAUAAAUUUGCAUUACGAUUCAAACAAUCACAAUCAAUUACCACAACAAAUACGACCACCUAAGUUGAAGCAAAAAUCAACGGCAGUAACAAAUCAUUCGACAAAUCGAUGCUUGUCAACAACAGAUACUGCUGUUGAUGUUAUUCGAUGCAAUGAUUCCAAUUCAACAAAGGCCAAAACAUUUUCAUUUCCAAUCGAAAUGGUGACAAAUAGCAGUAUCCAAAAUGUAAAUUAUUAUCAUCAUUCAUUGUUAUCAAAUGAAACAUUUUCAUCUGUCAAAAAUGAUUCAAUUGAUACAAUGACAAAUAAUGUGACAAAUGAUGUUGACGUUGACAUUAAAGGUGACAAACAACAAAACCAAUCGUAUCAUUAUGUUGAAAACAAAAUUAACAAUGGCAAUAAAGAUGUUAUUGAUGAUUUAAAGUCAUCAUCAUCAUCAUCAUCGAUAUUUUGUCCUGCUGAACAUGAUGAUAAUCAUAAUAUAAUUUGGCCACUUACUGAUUCGGGUAUCAUGUCUGUACAGCCAUGUCCAUCAGAUGAAUAUUAUGGUACAAUGUUUCGAUUAUGUCAUAAUUUUGUCAUCUCAUCAAACAAUAGCAUUACGUCAAAUCAUCAUCAUCAUCAACAUCAUUCUAAAGCCAUUUGGAUGGAACCUGAUAUGAGUGAAUGUCGUUUGACAAAACUUCGUGAAUUACAUUAUCUGGUGAAUCAACAUUCACGAAAACAUCUUAUCGAUGGCCUAUUCUUAUUGAUUAUUGAAUUAAGAAAUUUAUUGAUCAAACAAAAUAUAUACAAUGUAUUGGAUCAUAAAGAUUCACUUUUAUUAUUUAAUUCAAUUUUACAUCAUAUGACUGAACAUAAAAUUCGUUUUGAUCGUUAUGAUUAUGAACAACAACGUACAAUGGUACAUUUUAUUCAGUCUGUCAUUAUCAUAACGGAUCGUUUAUUGGAACCAAUCAAUCAUAAUGUUCGUAGAAAUAAUGAAUCAAUAAUAACUGAAUUAAUACAGUUAAUUAGUUCGGUACGACUUUUGAUGGACAAUUUGUUACGUGCCUUCAUAUUAGCUUGUCAGGAUGGCUCAAUUGAACAUUUGAACAGUAUUAUUGGAAAACAACGACCAUUUUUUCCUUCGACAAAAAAUUUUGGAAUCAAUCUUCGAUAUCAACGUCAAAUUAAACCAAAAUUAAUAACACUGGUGCAAACAAAUCAAACAAUUGAUUUUAAUGAUAUGUGUAAUUUAUUGAUGCCUUCAUCAUCAUCAUCAUCAUCAUCAUUAUCAUCAUUGAAAGAAACGUUAUACAAUUCGAAUGCUCCAUCGACAAUCAUCGUUAAUGGUAUGAAUGAAUUGGAUGUGGGCGUUACAGAAAUCUGGUUCAAUAAUAUAUUUGAUCAAACAAUCAGUACGACAGCAAUGGCCAAACAAAAUAAUGAUGAACAACAUGAACAUAAUUCACAUUCAUCAAAAAUAAUGAUGAUGAAUAUAAGUAAUCAAAUACUGUCAAUAUCAUUAGUACCAGCUGUAUCAAUACAAGUUAAUUUUGAAAUUGCUCCUUGUUUCGAAGUGGUCUUCCGAUUCUAUGAUGAUGAUGAUGAUGACAACAGGAAACAUUUUGAAAAGAAAAAUUGUAACAAUAAUAAUAAUAAAACAAUAAUAAUGAAGGCCAAUAUUUCAGAAGAUAAGUAUAAAAUAAACAGCUCAAAUUUCGAUACAAAUACUAACAAUGAUGAUGGCUGUUUCUUCAAUCGCCAUCAACAACAUCAUCAUCAUCAUCAUAAUCAUCAUGUUUAUAAUGAAUCUAUCAUCAAAACAAACAAAUCAUCAUCAUCGUCAUUGACAACAGUCAAUACAAUUCACUGCGCUCGAUUGAUGAUAUCACAUCGUAAACAACCUAUAUGGACAAUCGAUAAUGGUGGCUGCCGUACAGCUAGUUAUAAUGGAACACAUCUUCGAUGUCUUUGUAAUGAACCCGGUUUGAUUGGUGCCGUUAGCCGGUGGUCUGUUGUAGUAGACAAUAUAAAUAAUAAUAAUAAUACAUUACAGCUAGUUAUGAAUCAAACAACAACAUCAGUAACAAUAGUGAAUGGUGAAAAUAAUUUACUUGAAUCAUCCAUGGAUAAUGAUGAUGAUAUGACGACGGAUAAAACUUAUUAUCGACAUAAUAAUAAUAAUAUAGCUGCUCGUAUAAUACGUUCAAGCGGUUUUCAUAUUUCACCCGGAACUAUGGCACCAUCAAGCCAUCAUUUUCUUUAUGAUAUCAUAUUAUAUACAAGUCUUAUAUCAAGUGUCAUAUUUUUCUCAUUGACCUUGAUUAUUCAAUAUCGACUACGGCAUUAUGAAACUCGAGAAACAUUUUUCAUUAUUAGAAAUCUAGUAAUUGCACUUUUGUUGAUUCAAUUGACAUUUUUAUUGGGAACCACGAUUCAUAUGGAUCUUUUCUGGAUCCGUGUCGAACAGCUAUCUACCGGUUUCGAAACGACAGCCUUCUCCAAUCAAAUUAAACAUAUUUUAUGUCUUUCCGUGCCAAUAUUUUUGCAUUUCAUUCAUUUGGCUUCAAUGUUUUGGAUGUUAUCGCAUACGAUUCUUUUAUAUCAACGAAUGUGGCGUCGUCAUAAAGAACCUUCAUCAACAGCAGCAGCAACAUCAACAUCAUCGUUAUCAGCGAAUAUAUCGAUAAAUUCACAGAAUCCAUCUCAUAAACUACAAACCAAACGACGACGACAUCCAUUUAAAACAACGUCAUCGUCAACGGUGAAUGAUAUAAUGACAAUGAAUGAAUUGGGUGCUUUCAGUCAUGAAUGUAGACGAAAAUUUCUGAAAAAGUUAAAAACACAGAACCAUCAUCAGAUCAUGAUGGCAAAUAUUAUGGAUGAAAAAUCCAUCGACCAACAACAACAUGAUAAUAAUGGUAGAUGCUCGAUAUUUCAAAUGAUCAAAAGAAAAUUCCAUAAAUUUUGUCAAAAAAAUGUGUCAUCCAAAUUCUUUCAUAUGAAAAAGAAAUCCGAUAUAAAUGGAUCGACUCGUUUUAAUGAAAAUAAUAAUAAUAGUUUAUCAAAAAUAAAUGUUCCAUUCAGUUCACUACAACAGCAACAACAUCAGUCUACAGAAAUGUCCAAUGUUAACAAAGAACCAUUGUUAUCAACUUCAUCAUCAACUUUGGAAACAAAAUCCUCAUCAUUAUCAAUGAAAGAAAUCAAAACCAAUUUACCAACAAAUCAUCAUCAAAAAUGUUCCUUAUCAUCAUCAUCAUCGACAUCAUUGUUGUUGCCGAUAUGA
Dermatophagoides farinae (American house dust mite) is the source of this 4479-nucleotide messenger RNA. The record is from RefSeq and is a predicted model, not a curated record. Lineage: Eukaryota; Metazoa; Arthropoda; Arachnida; Sarcoptiformes; Pyroglyphidae.